Molecule: messenger RNA, 671 nt
Organism: Cinara cedri
Lineage: Eukaryota; Metazoa; Arthropoda; Insecta; Hemiptera; Aphididae
Source: the annotation of a GenBank genome assembly
AAGGAAAUUAAUUUUAACAGAAUAAGUGAACAACGAUUAGUGAAAGAAGAAGUGAGGGAAACCAUUCAAGAACUACAAGAUUGUAUAGAAGUACAAAAAAAAACAUUUACUGACCUACAAAAUGAAUAUUUUAAUUAUCAAGUGAUUGAAAAGGAAAAUUGGACAAAUAAGUUAACACAAACUGAAAAUAAGUGGUUAAAGAAAAUGAAUAACUACAAAAAAUUGAUGGAUACAGAGCAUAGAGAAGAAGUAGAAGCUUUAACUAAUGAGUGGUCUAAGGAACGAAAACAAAGGCCAAAUUUAGAGACUGCUGAAUGUAAAAAUGAAAAAGCACUUGAAAAAAUCAUUCAAGAUGUUGAAACUACUUCACAACGAGAAGAAGUUUUACAACGCCAAGUAACUAGACUUGCUAAAGAACUUGGUGAAUUAAAAAAAAAUUACAGAAAUGAAGUUUAUAAUAAACCUAGAACCAAUGAUAUGGAUGAUGAUAAUAACAAAGGUGGAUGUGAAAUGGAAUACUUAAGAAAUGUUUUAUACGAAUAUAUGAUGGGAAGGCAACCUAUGGUUUUGGCAAAAGUGUUAGCUGCCAUAGUAAAAUUUGAUUCCAAUCAGUUGAACACUGUACUCCAAAAAGAAGAACAGAAAGUUUCUUUAACAAAAACUUUAGGCAU